Mesocestoides corti is the source of this 495-nucleotide messenger RNA. NCBI's taxonomy places the organism in Eukaryota, Metazoa, Platyhelminthes, Cestoda, Cyclophyllidea, Mesocestoididae. The record is from the annotation of a GenBank genome assembly.
AUGUUCGAAUUUUUGACUACUUCUUUUUUAAGAGCUCGUGCAUUACUGGACAAAAUGCUUCGAGUUGAUCACGCAGGCGAGUUAGGGGCUGCUUAUAUUUAUAAGGGACAGCUAGCGGUUCUUCGUGGCCGGCCAUCUGGCCAUUUGAUUGAGCAUAUGCUUGAACAAGAAAAAGGACAUCUCUCCAAAUUCGAGGAGCUCAUUCCCUUAAACCGGGUUCGGCCAUCAGUACUGAUACCAAUCUGGCGGACUGCUCCUUACGCUUUAGGACUUGUCACAGCACUUAUGGGCAAAGAAGCUGCAAUGGCUUGUACUGUUGCUGUAGAAUCUGUUGUUGGAAACCAUUACAACGAUCAAAUUCGUGAACUUCUUGCCGCAGACCCCGCCGCUCAUGCCGAGCUUCUCCAGAUUCUCAAACAAUUUCGGGAUGAGGAGAUGGAACAUCAUGAUGCUGCCCUCGGCAACGACGCCGAACUGGUAUAUUGCAUAUUUUGA